Molecule: messenger RNA, 318 nt
Organism: Neurospora tetraspora
Lineage: Eukaryota; Fungi; Ascomycota; Sordariomycetes; Sordariales; Sordariaceae
Exons: 2
Coding region: 1-318 (105 amino acids)
Source: RefSeq, a predicted model, not a curated record
AUGAUGGGGCUCUUUCUCGCUUGGCUUUUCCGCGGUAGGUUUUGCUGUUUGGGCCUGGGUGCGGAACUUGUGCGUCUUCAUGUGUCAAUGUCAGCGACAAGAUUGGAGGAAUUGGAGGUUAGAGAAAAGAAAGAGGGUCUACAAGGUGGUACAUCAAAUCGGAGUACUGGUGGGAUAUACUUGGUACGACAAAAGACCUAUGAGAUUCAAAGUUAUGGUGAAAUAAUUGAUUCUGCAGAAGAAGAGACUGGCCCAACGUCUGGGGGGCCCUGGUGUGGGUUUACAUACACCUCUUCUCGUGGCCAACCAGACUUUUAA